AUGGGGAGUCUGGAUCCUAAAGCAGGAGUUUCUGUACAAAUGCCAGAACUACUGGUGUUCCUGCUGCUUCUGCAUUACAGUCAAUGCAAAGUAGAUAUGAUGGAGUGCGCCAGAGAGGAGAUCGCUAUUCCACACAAGUGGUACCAACCGGGGGACUUCCUCAUUGGUGGGAUCAUGUCACAAUUCAGUUACCAAGUCCACGAACUAGACUUCAAGAAAUUAAUUCCUCGAGAGAUGUUUGAAUUCACAGAUAUGGCAACAAAGUUUUACCAGCACCCCUUGGCCUUGGCCUUUGCUGUAGAUGAGAUCAACAUGGAUCCCAGGAUCUUGCCUAAUGUCACUCUUGGCUUCCACAUCUAUGACACUUACAAUGAUGAUAAGAUGGCUUACCGCACCACUCUAGAUCUGCUCUAUAAAUUCCAUAGAUAUUUUCCAAAUUAUGGAUGCGACUCUAACAAAAACCUAAUGGCUGUUGUGGGAGGACUUGGAUCUGAUGUCUCCUUCCACGUGGCAGACAUUCUAGGCCUUUAUAAAAUUCCACAGCUCCACCAAUUUCUUCAGCAGAUUUCAUUUAACAACUCAGCAGGAGAAACUGUGUCUUUUAAUGAUAACAAGGAAAUAGGAGGUGGCUUCGAUGUCAUGAACUUAGUUAUAUUCCCAAACAAGUCUUAUGAUAAAGUGAGAAUUGGAAAGGUGGAUCCAGAUGCUUUUGAAGGAAAAGAAUUGAUCAUUGAUGUGGACAGAAUUGUGUGGCAAAGCUACAUCAACCAGGUGGUGCCCAUUUCAUUGUGCAAUGACUAUUGUCGUCCUGGUUCUCAGAAGCAAAAGAAGGAAGGGAAGAAAUUUUGCUGCUACAAUUGUGUUCCAUGCCCAGAAGGGAAGAUAUCCAACCAAAAAGAUAUGAAGGACUGUGUCAAAUGUCCAGAAGAUCAAUAUCCAAGCAAGGAUCAAGACCAAUGCAUUCACAAGACAAUAAGCUUUCUGUCUUAUGAAGAACCCCUGGGGAUCAUUUUCAUCUCUAUUAGCAGUUCUUUUUUUGUAAUCACUGUGAUGGUACUGAGAAUUUUCAUUAAGCACAGAGAUACCCCCAUAGUCAAAGCCAACAACCAGGAUAUUACCUAUGCACUAUUAAUCUCUCUCUUGUUUUGCUUUGUUUCUUCUUUGCUCUUUCUUGGACAACCUACAAAUGUGACCUGCAUCCUCAGACAAAUGGCUUUUGCCAUCAUCUUCUCAGUGGCUGUUUCUUGUGUUUUGGCCAAAACUAUCACUGUAGUUAUAGCUUUCAUGGCCACCAAACCAGGGUCUGGAAUGAGGAAAUGGGUGGGGAAAACACUGAGCAACUUCAUUGUUCUUUCCUGCUCCAUUAUCCAAAUCUGUAUUUGUACAGUGUGGCUAGGAACAACUCACCCUUUCCCAGAUUUGGACACAAAGUCAAUAACCACAGAGAUCAUAGCAGAAUGUAAUGAAGGGUCUAUUGUUAUGUUUUAUAUUGUUCUGGGCUACUUGGGACUUUUGUCCAUGAUAAGCUUGGCUGUGGCUUUCUUUGCACGGAAGUUACCAGGCAGUUUCAAUGAAGCCAAGUUCAUAACCUUCAGCAUGCUGAUCUUUUGCAGUGUUUGGUUGUGUUUUGUUCCAACCUAUCUGAGCACCAAGGGGAAAUACAUGGUAGCUGUGGAGAUCUUCUCUGUCUUGACCUCCAGUGCAGGGUUACUGGGUUGCAUUUUUUUGCCCAAGUGCUACGUUAUUCUUCUGAGGCCUGAGCUGAACAGAAGGGGAAACUUAAUGCAGAGAACAAAUUAA
This is a messenger RNA of Heteronotia binoei (common prickly gecko), 1800 nucleotides long. RefSeq names its product vomeronasal type-2 receptor 26-like. NCBI's taxonomy places the organism in Eukaryota, Metazoa, Chordata, Lepidosauria, Squamata, Gekkonidae. Gene Ontology annotation, molecular function: G protein-coupled receptor activity. Bases 1 to 1800 code for a protein of 599 amino acids. The record is from RefSeq and is a predicted model, not a curated record. Gene Ontology annotation, biological process: G protein-coupled receptor signaling pathway. The transcript is spliced from 5 exons. Gene Ontology annotation, cellular component: membrane.